This is a messenger RNA of Fulvia fulva, 639 nucleotides long. RefSeq lists its product as uncharacterized. The transcript has a single exon. The coding region runs from base 1 to 639 and encodes 212 amino acids. NCBI's taxonomy places the organism in Eukaryota, Fungi, Ascomycota, Dothideomycetes, Mycosphaerellales, Mycosphaerellaceae. The record is from RefSeq and is a predicted model, not a curated record.
AUGACAACCAGACGUAUUAUUCCAAGAGCACAGAGCGCUACGUCAGGGCCGAGUCCGAGAACAGCUCCACCCAUGCAACCAUCGAAGCAUUUCCCGACCCUAGAAGAGAUUCGCUCUGUUAUUCCCACGUUCGGCAUCGCAUUCGACGAGUAUCGUGCGAUUUUCAAACCACGUUAUGGCCGCAAAGGCAAGAAAUUCGGUCGUUUGGCCGCGCAGGUCGUAACCUCGAGACCGGGCGCUGGACGUGUUGUUUUCAGAAAACCGAACGCUAUGUUCAUACCAAAGGACUGGCAGUAUACACCAAACCCCGUUCCACCCUUUUCGUCACUCGAUGAGAUCCGCGCUGCAAUUCCCAAUUAUGGUAUCACGGUCACGGCUUUGGUGACGCUGUUCAUCACUCGCUUGACUGGCGAGGGCGCUGGGCAGCGGUUUGCGGAUCUGAUUCAGCAGGUUGCGUUUGUGCCGAGGGGUACUACGAUUCUUAUACCCCAGGAUGACGGAUAUCUGGAGGUUGAGGAACGCGAGUCCGAGCGAUAUCGAUACAUUUCCCGGCAGACAAUACCUUCUGAGAUGAGGAGACAGACGCACCGCUGGCGAUACGGUCAGGCGUGGCAAGGUUGGGGUAGAAGGGGGGACUGA